Hibiscus syriacus is the source of this 547-nucleotide messenger RNA. RefSeq lists its product as uncharacterized. The transcript has a single exon. The record is from RefSeq and is a predicted model, not a curated record. Bases 133 to 441 code for a protein of 102 amino acids. Lineage: Eukaryota; Viridiplantae; Streptophyta; Magnoliopsida; Malvales; Malvaceae.
CCCCACCUUGAAAAAGUCGCACUACACCACGUUCCUCCGGACUCCCUUGUACCAAUUAAAGCCUAUAACCAACUGCAACCGGAUUCCAUAACAUAAACCAGAGAAGAAGGAAAAAAGACUUUCGAAGAAGAGAUGGAGGGUUUGCAGAGGUCUACGACGUCCUUCAGGAGGCAAGGGUCGUCGGGUUUGGUAUGGGACAACAAGGUUGUAUCGGGGGAUUCGAACCAAACGAGGGGUAACACCCCGGAAAAUAAAGAGAGCAGCCGAGGGAGACGAAGCCGAUCAGACGAAGGCAGCGGCGGACAUACCUACCGCACGACCCAGGCGGCCACUCCCAGCGUGGAUCCUCCUUCUCCGAAGGUAUCCGGAUGCGGUUUUUGCGGGGUUUUCGGCAAACCAGAUUCCGUCAAGAAAAGAAGAUCAAACAAGCGUAAGGCCUGAUGAUCAUUACGUAAUUUUGUAUAUGUUUUUGAAUGUGAUACACAGCUUUCCACAUUCCAUUUCAAAUUAUGUGUGGUGUUCGCAUGUAGAAUUUCAACAGUUUAUG